Messenger RNA from Paramecium pentaurelia, 895 nucleotides. NCBI's taxonomy places the organism in Eukaryota, Ciliophora, Oligohymenophorea, Peniculida, Parameciidae. The record is from the annotation of a GenBank genome assembly.
UUAUGCAAUAGAAUUAGGCAAAAAAUCAAAAUAUUGAUGCACCAAUCUAAAAUUUUCCAAAUAGGAAAUUUGAAAUAAUAAAAGUAAUUGGAUAAGGAGGAGAAGGGACUGUAUUUUAAUGCAAAUCAAAAAAUUGGGGAAUCUAUGAUUAAAAACAAUUUGCAUUAAAAUGUCAAUAUUAAUCUAAGGCUGAUGAAAUUUAAUUUAUUGAUAAUCUUAUAGCAUAUUAAAAUCAAUAUGAGAAUUUAAUUAAUUAAGGAAAAUCAAAUUAUUAAUCAUCUGGUUUAAUUAGAAUUUAUGAGAGAUUUUAAUUAAAUAACUAAGAUUUUAUAAUUAUGGAAGCAGGAGAAAUAGAUUUAUAUGAUUAUAUAAAAUAAUAAUAGAAUUUAUCAUUUGAUUAGAAAAUAAAGAUUUUAAUUUAAGUAUAAUAAUAAUAAUAAAUAUUAAUAGAUAACUUAAUCAAUAUAAUAUUUACAUUAAAAUAAUUUAAUUCAUAGAGAUAUUAAACCUGAAAACUUUAUUAAAGUUGCAGAUUAAUUUAAACUUAUUGAUUUUGGAUUAAUUAGACAUAAUGAAGGUAGGAUAAAGACAAUGGGAAUUGGUACACCUUUGUUUUAAGCUCCUGAAAUUGUUGAAAAUAGUUAAAAUUACACAAAAGCAGUAGACAUUUGGUCACUAGGUUGUGUAUUUUAUGAAAUUUUGACUAAAGUAUCUUUAUUUUAAGGUAUAUAACUUUUGUAAAUAUAGGGAAAACUCAUUCGGAAUUAAUAAAUAUGAUUAAAAAUUGUAAAAUUGAUAAGAAAUAUCUAUUAGAAAGAUUAGACUAAUUACCAAAAACAGGUAAAAAUGAUGAUGAAUUAAAGACCUUGUUAAUAUAAAUGCUAGAACCUUUUGA